GCUAUCCUAGAAGAGAAAAUUGACCAAUUACAACAGGAAAAAGCAGCACACUUACAAAAAGAGGAUGAAUUUGAGGAGAAAAUUAGUCAGUUAGUUGAUGAAACAGCCACUCUGAGUUUGAAACGGGUGAGCUUAGAAGAAAAAGUUAAACAGAUGGACAAAGAUAGAGAUUACUGGGUCCAAAAGGAGAACUCAACCAAAGAGACAAUUGCCAUCUUGGAUGGUGAGAAGACAAAACUACAGGCACAGGUGAGGGAGUUGGAAGAAUCCAGGAACAGCCUUUUACAAGAUAACCAGCAGCUGAUAGAAACCAUAUCUGGUCUGCAUUCAAAGAUUCAAAGCCUUGAGAGUACUGCUUCUCUUCAUUCCUCAAUUAAGAACACAAUGGUUUGUUUCCCAUAUUCUCUCUUCCAGUUCCACUGCACUUGA
Messenger RNA from Ilex paraguariensis (yerba mate), 429 nucleotides. The record is from the annotation of a GenBank genome assembly. Lineage: Eukaryota; Viridiplantae; Streptophyta; Magnoliopsida; Aquifoliales; Aquifoliaceae.